AUGGCGGAGAUAAUUGAAUCUCAGGCAUUAAAAAUUAUCAUAACAUUCUUGGCCGGUGCUGGCAAAGAAUGGUUUAUCGAAAAUACAGAGACAAUUACUACGUGGACAGUAUUCAAACACGAAUUUCUUAAAAUCCAUUCGUCACCCGCAACCAAACAAUUGGCAGCACAACGUCUUCGAAAUCGUCAACAGCGCUUAAAUGAACCAAUCAUUGAAUAUUAUAUCGAUAUAAUGAAAUUAUGUAAAACAGUCGACCCCGAUAUGACUGCCGUAUCAAAAGUAGAUAACUUACUCCACGGAUUAAAGUCAUCAUUAAUGAAAGAAGUGCUACGCCACGCACCAGAAACACCCGACUAA
Messenger RNA from Didymodactylos carnosus, 357 nucleotides. The record is from the annotation of a GenBank genome assembly. NCBI's taxonomy places the organism in Eukaryota, Metazoa, Rotifera, Eurotatoria, Philodinida, Philodinidae.